AUGACCGUCACCGACCCGUCUCCCAGCCGCGAGCGCAUUGGCUACCUCUUCGGUCACCCCAUCGCGCACUCCAUGUCCCCUUUGCUGCACCAGACCGUGUAUGAUGGCAUUGGUCUGAACUGGGAGCAGCUGUACCUUGAUUCCACAGACAUGCUCGACUUCCUCGAGCGGAUAAAGGACCCCAGAUUCUACGGCGCCUCGGUGACGAUGCCGCACAAAGUAGCCAUCCUAAAACAUCUCGACGACAUCACCGAGGAGGGCCGCGAAGUCGGAGCCUGCAACACGCUUUUCAUCCGCACAGACCCAGAAACCGGCCGGCGCAUUUUCACCGGCACCAACACCGACGUCGUCGGCAUCCGAGACGCCUUUUACCAGAACAUUUCGGACGCCGACGCCAGCUUCCACAACCGGCCCGGUCUCAUCGUCGGCGGCGGCGGUGCGGCGCGCUCGGCCGUGUACGCCCUGCGCAAGUGGAUGAAGGCCAAGUCGAUUUACAUUGUGAACCGCGACGACGCCGAGGUCGAGGCAGUCAUCAACGAGUGCAAGGCUCGCGGUUUCGGCGACGGGCUCAUCCACGUGAAGACGGUGGAGCAGGCCCAGGCCCUGGAAGGCCCCGGCGCCGUGGUCGCCUGCGUGCCCAACUUCCCCCCGAAGACGGACAAGGAGAUCCAGGCGCGCGCGGUGCUGGAGACGAUGCUGAACAAGGAGCACAAGGGCGCCGUGCUCGAGAUGUGCUACCACCCGUCGCCCUGGACCGAGAUUGCUGAGGUUUCGGAGAAGGCGGGCUGGCAGGUUAUUCUUGGAACCGAGGCCAUGAUUUACCAGGGUCUCGAGCAGGAUAAGUACUGGACCGGCAAGGAAGUCUCCGAGCUGCCAGUGGAGAAGGUCAAAGCGGUUAUCGCCGCCAAGCUAGCCGAGGCGAACAAGUUGGCAAAUGGCCACUCGAAUCACUAG
Molecule: messenger RNA, 954 nt
Organism: Lasiodiplodia theobromae
Lineage: Eukaryota; Fungi; Ascomycota; Dothideomycetes; Botryosphaeriales; Botryosphaeriaceae
Product: Quinate dehydrogenase
Exons: 3
Coding region: 1-954 (317 amino acids)
Biological process (GO): chorismate biosynthetic process; shikimate metabolic process
Molecular function (GO): shikimate 3-dehydrogenase (NADP+) activity
Source: RefSeq, a predicted model, not a curated record